This is a messenger RNA of Nerophis lumbriciformis (worm pipefish), 1269 nucleotides long. NCBI's taxonomy places the organism in Eukaryota, Metazoa, Chordata, Actinopteri, Syngnathiformes, Syngnathidae. The record is from RefSeq and is a predicted model, not a curated record.
ACGAUGAGGUUUGUGCUCGUGUUGGCCGUGGUGCUUGUUGCCGCCGUCAGCAAGGAAACGUUUGAAGGACACCAGGUUCUUCGCAUUGUGGCAAAGAAUGAAGCGCAGCUGUCUUUUCUGAAACAAAUGGAGGACAUGGAGGAGUAUGAGCUGGACUUCUGGAGGAAAGCAAGUGACGUGGACGCUCACGUGGACAUCAGAGUUCCCCCGCGAAGUUUGGAGGCUGUCAAACAUUUUUUGGAGAGCCACAACAUUAAAUACUCAGUCAUGAUUGAAGACCUGCAGGCGAUCCUGGACAAGGAGCAGAAGGAUAUAAACACCUUUGUCUGUGAAACCGAGUCUGGAAACACCGAUAGCUUUGACUUCCAUAGAUACCACAGCGUUAGCGAGAUAUACCGAUUCCAGGACAUGUUAGUGGCCGAGAAUCCGGAGCUGGUCAGCAAGAUGGUGAUUGGUCAAAGCUAUGAAGGGCGUCCGCUCAAUGUCCUCAAGUUUAGCACGGGUGGAAUCAACCGUCCUGCCAAUUGGAUUGACACGGGAAUUCACUCUUGUGAAUGGGUCACUCAGGCUAGCGGCACCUGGAUUGCCAAGAAGAUUGUCAAUGACUAUGGCCGCGAUCCAGUCCUCACUGCCAUUCUCAAAAGGAUGGACAUCUUCUUGGAGAUCAUUGUGAACCCAGAUGGUUUCUACUACUCUCACACUACCAAUCGCCUGUGGCGUAAGACCAGGAAGCCCAAUCGUGGUUCGUACUGCGUGGGGGUUGAUCUCAACAGGAACUGGGACGUUAAUUUUGGAGGCAUUGGUUCAAGCGGCAUUCCUUGCUCAGAGAUGUACCGGGGGCCACGGGCACACUCCGAGUCGGAGGUCAGCUCCAUCGUAAAUUUUGUCAAGUCUCACGGCAACAUCAAGUCCUUCGUUUCCAUCCACUCAUACUCGCAGAUGCUACUCUACCCCUACGGGUACACAUUGAGACCUGUCAAGGACCGGGCAGAGCUACACAAUUUGGCCAAGAAGGCCAUUACCGAAAUGGCUUCCCUGUAUGGAACUCGCUACCAAUACGGAAGCAUCAUCAACACACUCUACUGGGCGAGUGGUGCCAGCAUCGAUUGGACGUACAAUCAGGGAAUCAAGUACUCAUUCACCCUUGAACUGCGUGACACAGGACGCUACGGAUUGCUGUUGCCUGCCAACCAGAUCGUUCCCACUGCUGAGGAGUCAUGGGUUGCCCUCAAACUCAUCAUGGACCACACCUCCAAAAACCUCUACUGA